Messenger RNA from Nelumbo nucifera (sacred lotus), 2523 nucleotides. Its product is annotated as Zn-dependent exopeptidases superfamily protein. Gene Ontology annotation, cellular component: plasma membrane. The record is from RefSeq and is a predicted model, not a curated record. Gene Ontology annotation, biological process: protein processing. NCBI's taxonomy places the organism in Eukaryota, Viridiplantae, Streptophyta, Magnoliopsida, Proteales, Nelumbonaceae.
GUGAGUCAAAAGAGCGCAGAUCAUCUAAGCUUCAGUUGGAGAGACUUGGGGUCUUGGAGACUGGAGAGCGACGUUGGGGGAGAGAGAGAGGUAGAGCUCCGACGACCAUGGCCUAGGGUUUAAAGCUUCUCACCAAUUUCUGCAUCUUCGCCAUGGCCAGAAAUUUUGUUUGCGUUCUUUUGUGCUUCGUUGCUCAACUUCAAUUCUCUCUCGCUGGACAAGUUGACUCUUUGGAGUCGGUUCCAGAUCUUGAGAAGUCAAUGUACUUCAAUGUUGAUGGGUACCCUUGUGUGCGACUUCUUAAUCUUUCUGGAGAAAUUGGUUGUGCAAAUCCUGGUCGUGAAAAGGUUGUUGCUCCUAUUAUAAGAUUCAACAAUGUGAAUGAGUUGGUUCAUUCAUCUGCAGUUUUGGUGUCAUUGGAUGACAUGCAAAAUUUCUUUACCAGGGUAUCAAAUGACCAAAACUUUGCUAAGAGAGUAGGAGGUGUUCUGAUUGAAUCAGGAACUGGAAUGCAAAAUAAGCCAAAAGGAUUCUCACCAGUGGACAAAUUUCCACAAGCUGAAUUUUCUCCUUACCAGAGCCUCAAUUAUGAGUGGAAUCCUGCUGGAUUUGGUAUUUUGCGGAACAGCUACAACUUUCCUGUAUUCUUGCUCUCCCCAGAGAGUACACUACUUCUGCAGGAGAUUGUCAAUAAAAAGGAGAAGAAUAAUAAAGCACACACAACAGAUGUGGCUGAAUUUGAUUUGGUGAUGCAGACGACAAAAGCUGGAACUCAUGAUUCAGAAUCUUGUCUGAAAGAACAGUCUUGUUUGCCCUUAGGUGGAUACAGUGUCUGGUCUUCUCUUCCACCGAUUAAUAUUUCAUCCUCAGAACAGCCCAAGCCCAUCUUACUAGCAGUGGCAUCCAUGGAUUCUGCAUCAUUUUUCCGUGACAAGAGUCUUGGUGCUGAUUCUCCUUUAUCUGGGAUGAUUUCAUUGGUAGCAGCAGUUGAUGCUCUUUCUCAUAUCGAUGGUAUAGACAAGAUUAAGAAGCAGCUUGUUUUUCUGGUUUUCACUGGAGAAGCCUGGGGUUACCUUGGUAGCCGGAGAUUUCUAGCUGAAUUAGACAUGCAAACAGAUGCAGUUAAUGGACUUAACAGCACAUUAAUCGAGAUGGUCUUGGAAAUUGGAUCUGUGGGCAAAGGUUUCAGUCAAGGAGUCAAAUCCUUUUUCACUCAUGCAACAGGGAGUUCACCUGCAGUAAACGAAGCACUGAGUGCUUUUAGGCAUGCUGGAGAUUCACUUGGAUCGGAGAGCAUUAAGAUCACAACAGCAAAUAGUUCAAAUCCUGGGAUACCUCCAUCGUCAUUGAUGGCAUUCCUGAGAAAGAAUGCUUCCACUUCUGGGGUUGUCUUGGAAGACUUUGAUACUGCCUUUGUCAACAAGUUCUACCACAGCCACCUCGAUGAUAUAUCAAAUGUCAACUCCUCGGCAAUAAUAUCUGUGGCAUCUCUUGUUGCCCGUACCCUCUACAUUCUUUCAAGUGAUAAAGAACCAAGUAUCUCAGAUUUGAGUUCUAUCAAUGCUAACUCCUCUUUGGUUGAGGAGCUGCUAGGAUGCCUUUUGACCUGUGAACCAGGGUUGUCUUGUGGCCUUGUGAAAGACUAUAUUUCACCUAUUAGUACCUGCCCAAACCACUAUGUUGGUGUUCUCGUUGGUGAGCCUUCCUCCACACCAUAUCUGGAGUAUGUGGGUGAUGUAUCCAGGUUCCUAUGGAAUUUCCUGGCUGAGAGAACCUCCACUCCACGUGAGAACACUGGCUUUUCUUGCUCACGAGAUUGCAGCAAAACAGGUGAAGUAUGCAUCAAAGCGGAACGAGAUGGAAAGGGUUCUUGUGUCAUCUCUACAACUAGGUACAUUCCAGCAUAUUCAACCCGGCUAAAAUUUGAAUCUGGACUUUGGAAUGUGCUGCCACCAAAUUCCUCCGAUGUUAUGGGGAUAGUGGAUCCUGUAUGGACAGAAAGCUUUUGGAAUGUAAUUGGCCUGCGUGUAUACAAAGUGCAGACUGCAGCUUAUGAUCGUUGGGUGCUUUUUGGAGGGAUGGCUGUCACAAUUUUGGCUUAUCUUGCUAUCUUAGUUACCCAAGCCAUCAUAACAAAGGUCCAGAAGCGGGACUGAGGGAAAACAAUUCUUGGGAAAAAUAUAGGAACCCACAAACUUAUUUACAGUUCGGGAGGAGAAAAGAAUUGGUAUCAGCAGCUUUACUGUCUAUAAAUCAAAAUGUGCGAUAUUGACUGCACGAAUUCAGAGCACAACUAUUUUUUAUUGGAGUUGUGCCUUUGGCAUUUCAAGGUUUUGGAUAUCUGAUUGUUAGCUGAAAUAGAUAUUUUAUUACAAUUGUCAGAUAGGUCUAGAAGAUAAUCUUUGAUUACUGUUGAGAAAAAAAAAAAUGCCAAGACAUCUCCCAUGCAUCUCUGUAUUAAGAGAUGACCUCCAGGCAAAAGUUAUUUCCCCUAAAUUCUAGUCCAUGGCAAGUUAUCCUGAA